Haliotis rubra (blacklip abalone) is the source of this 2583-nucleotide messenger RNA. RefSeq names its product carboxypeptidase Q-like. The transcript has a single exon. Gene Ontology annotation, molecular function: metallodipeptidase activity. Bases 44 to 1444 code for a protein of 466 amino acids. The record is from RefSeq and is a predicted model, not a curated record. Lineage: Eukaryota; Metazoa; Mollusca; Gastropoda; Lepetellida; Haliotidae. Gene Ontology annotation, biological process: proteolysis; peptide catabolic process.
ACAUCAAAGUGGUCACAUGAAUGUCAUGUGACUGCGGUUUACGAUGGUUUCGUCACUGGGUAUCGUGAUAUCAGCGAUGUUUCUCUGUACUGUUUUUACGGGUCCGGCAUCAUGUGUGGACCUAAAGCGUGUAAUGCAACAAAUAUCAUCAUACCAGAGUGUUGCAGACCAAAUUAUUCAAAGAUCGGUGUAUGGGAAAUCCCAAAACCAGUCGUAUGAACGAUUAGCCAAUUUUGUUGACAAAUUCGGAAGUAGGUUGGUGGGUACUCAAAACCUCGAGAACUCAAUAGACUACAUGCUGAAUGUGUUGAAGGGAGACGGCCUAGAAAAUGUUCAUGGAGAAGAGGUAACGGUCCCUCGCUGGAUCAGAGGUAAUGAGUCGGCGACUAUGCUCCAACCCCGGGUACACCCCAUGGCUAUUCUUGGACUCGGAAGUAGCAUAGCGACACCUCCAGAAGGGAUAACGGCUGAAGUUCUUGUGGUGAAAUCAUUUGAUGAGCUUCAUAAGAAAGCAGAUUUAGCUAAAGGGAAGAUCAUUGCGUAUAAUCAAGACUGGGUGGAAUAUGGAAUUACUGUUGCGUAUCGCGAGAACGGCGCUGUGGAGGCUGCUAAAGUAGGUGGCGUAGCUUCCUUAAUACGAAGCGUGGCAUCAUUUUCCAUCUACAGCCCCCACACAGGGAUACAGGAAUAUAACGACAGUGUUACCAAGAUCCCAACAGCCUGCAUCACAGUUGAAGAUGCAGAAAUGAUGUACAGGAUGUCGCAGAGAGGGGAGAAGAUAGUCGUUAAUUUGAAAAUGGAGGCCAAAAAUCUGCCUCCUGUUAAAUCCCGUAACACAGUCGCAGAAAUCAUUGGCAGCAAAUACCCAGAAGAGAUUGUAUUGGUGAGCGGACAUUUGGAUAGCUGGGACGUCGGCCAGGGAGCGAUGGACGAUGGGGGCGGGGCGUUCAUCUCGUGGCAAGCUCUAUCCCUCAUCCGCCAGCUCGGACUCCGCCCUAAACGUACAAUGAGAAUGGUAAUGUGGACGGCAGAGGAACCCGGCCACGUUGGUGCAGUACAGUACUGGCAGAGACACAAGAACAACGUCAGCAACUACGAUCUUGUGAUGGAGUCGGACGGGGGUACCUUCACCCCCACGGGACUGGGAUUCAGUGGUAACAAAGCUGCAACUGUUAUCAUGCAGGGAGUGCUCAAUCUGCUUAAAUCUAUCAACGCAAGCACUUUGACAUCGCCAGCUGAUAGUGGGGAUGUUGCCAACUUCGUUACAGCCGGGGUGCCAGGGGGUAGUCUCAAUAAUAUGAAUGACAAGUACUUUUAUUUUCACCAUAGCAACGCCGACACAAUGACGGUUCAGGACCCACACGCGAUGGAUUUGUGUUCUGCAUUGUGGGCAGUUGUCAGCUACGUAGUAGCUGAUAUGGACCAAAUGUUACCUAGGGAUUAGGUUGUUUAACAAUAUGCUAAUAUAACAGAGUGUUACUUGCAUGGCAGGGAUACCACUGCUCCAUCAAACGUAUCUUUUAUGUUCAACAGUUGAAAAGGGUUUUGACCAAACUGAAUUAUUCUACCUUCGCCUUUAAGAACCACAUUUCCAACAUAAUUCAGAUAUAAUUAAAUCGGGAGGAAAUCUUUCAAAUAAGACAGUCAUCCUUGUGUGUGCGUACAGUAUCACUUUAACAUACAAAAUGAUACGUAUCUUCUGUUUUACCAUAUACCACUCACGUUAUGUUUUCAUUUGAAAAACACUUUGAAAUACCUCACUCACUCUAUAUGUUCGUUUUGACUUCUGGAUCUCAUCCUUUGAAGGAUUUGUUUUCACAAGUGUAUUUCUAUUUAGAUUUGUUUUCACAAGUGUAUUUCUAUUUAGAUUUUGACUCCACAUAUUUACAAAGGACUUUGUAGUAUGAUAUUAUUAUUUACAAUUCAGUUUACUAGCCUCUCCUUGUAGUCUAUAGUCUUACUUUGCGACAAGCUGUUUCCAUCCUGUCUUAAAUACAUGAACAGGCUGCCAUGUAUAUCAUGGUAAGUCAUUUACGCCGCAAUUAUUCAGUUAUUCCGAAUGAUACGGGGUCUUUAUUAUUUGGUUUAGUGUCAGCUAUAAGUAUCAGUUGAAAGUAUUUCUCUGUCAGUGAACCGUAUUAUGUACUGUCACGUGAUUCCCUGUGGUCACUACUUGUCAAGUGGUCGCGAUCAUAAAGCUAAAGUUGCCAUCUGUUAAUAUUGUUAAUUUAUUCCACGAGCUCCUGUGGUGGUUAUGCCCAUGUAUCUAGAUAACAUCUAUUUAAAGGAUACUUUGUGCAGAUAUAGAAGCCUGGGAACUGCCACUCACAGACACCUGCAAUGAAGACAUUCAGUUCGCACAUACAAAUGCCCGAAAGUAGCAGGAGGGAAUUUCUGCUGGGACACGUGUACAUGGUUUGUGUGUAGUGGAGGUGUUUGUACAUGAGAUGUCAGAGAGUCAGUGUAAUGUGUGUGUAUACAAUUAAUAUAUUGUAACAAAAGAAAGAAAUUCAUCAGUUCACUGUUUAGUAUUAUAUAUAUGUCAACAUAUUUUCUGAUUGAAAUAAAGUCUAUUUAUGUAAA